Talaromyces proteolyticus is the source of this 1044-nucleotide messenger RNA. Its product is annotated as Alpha/Beta hydrolase protein. Lineage: Eukaryota; Fungi; Ascomycota; Eurotiomycetes; Eurotiales; Trichocomaceae. The transcript is spliced from 3 exons. The record is from RefSeq and is a predicted model, not a curated record. Gene Ontology annotation, molecular function: hydrolase activity. The coding region runs from base 1 to 1044 and encodes 347 amino acids.
AUGUUAGAUUAUUCACAAUAUCAGGGGCCGUCGGAAGAAUGGAAAUCUUUUGUUCGAGACAAUCCCAUCCAAGCGCCAGAUUUGACUCUGUCACCGCAGACCAUGCGACAAGCAACGAAUGAACUGCGAGUACAAAUAGCGCAAGCUGAGCUCCGAGAAGGCGACCUCUACAAAACAGUACCAUGGAGGGACUACUCUGUUUUGACAAGGGACAAGCAAAAUAUUAUUGCUCGCGUGUACCGCCCCAGUGACAACAUGUCUUCCGAGGCACUUCCGAUCUAUCUCUAUUUCCAUGGCGGAGGACACCUUCUGGGCACCAUCGAAACAGAAGAUGCUUCCUGCUCCCGGAUCGCUGCCAAUGCGUCCAUUCUCGUGGUAAAUAUCAACUACCGUCACACUCCGGAGUUCAAGCAUCCGACUCAAGUAGACGAUGCCUGGGAUGCGUUUGAAUGGCUGUCCCGUAACGCCAGUGCUAUUGGCGGUGAUCCAACUCGUGUAAUUGUCGGCGGAAUCUCUGCCGGCGCAGGACUAGCAGCUUCUAUUGUAAUACGACAACACAUGGACUCAAAAACGCCAUCGUUAACUGUAUGUGGGCAACUUCUCUGUAUUCCCUGGCUAAUUCACCCGGAUAAUCACCCGUUUCGAACGCAACCCACAUCGUCUUACAUGCAGAAUAACUAUGCUCCGGUUCUUCCGAUGUCGCUGCUUCAGUUAUUCACUGAUCUACUUCACGCAGAGGACCCAGCUGAUCCGUCUUUGAACAUCGCACUGAGUGAGGAAGACAGGCUGAGUGGGUUACCAAAGUCUAGCUUUUUGAUUGCUGGACAGGAUUUACUUCGUGAUGAUGGUCUUUACUAUGCGGACAAGUUAGCAAGAAAUGGUAUUCCAACAAAAGUGCAUGUUUUCCCUGGACUUCCCCAUGGCUUCCGUCGCUACAGUUCUUUGCCCUCAAGUCGAGUCUGGGAUGAAUUACUCCUGGAGAGCUUCAAGUGGAUCUUGUCAACUGAUAAUGCUUGCUCAUUUACCGUUUCAAAAACGAAGUAG